CACAGGGUCACCGCUCAAGCAAUUCCUCAGCGCCUAUCUUGGCAUCGGGUUCCAACAACAAAGAACCUGGAACCAGCAAGGUAAACAAGGGAAGCGGAAGCUAGUAGUUACCAUCGGCUGUAGGGCCUGCAUUUCGACUUCCUUGUCAGCACAACAACACAGACCCCUUUACCAACAAUCCAGUUUCCAAAGAGCACCUACAGUGUCGAUAGCUACGGUUGGAAACCACAUCAAAAGAGCUGACUGUUGUUAAUCGGUGGCUAGUAGUAGGGAGAAAGAAGAAUAGAUCUUUGUUUUGCAUACCAUUACCGAUUACAAGUCUGACGAUCGAAACGAUGGAAGGCGGGGUUGCCACGAUGAGAGGCCAACGGCCGAGCUUGACGGAACGAGGAGCUUCCGCUCCUCUAUUAAACCGGAGCUCCACCGCCGAGACACCAAGACGGCGACUAGGAGGUCGACAACGACGAUCCCAGUCGGUCACUGCCGCCCAUUUGGCGACUCCCAGCAUGAACAGCAAGGGCAAGGUAUCCAUGCCCAAUCGUCGGCGGCGAUCCAAGGAUAUGAAAUCCAAUCUUCCCUCGAUUCCGUCCGUCGAUGAGGACGCCGAAGAAGACAUGAAAGAAGUUCCCGAUAUGGAUUGGACGACGGGUAGUAGCCGACACAAAAAGGACGGAGAGGGGAGCACUGGCACAGAGACCACGAUGGACUCUAGUUGCGACUGCGGCUCGUACGAUGGCAGUGCGGGCUCGGGAGGUGUGGCCCGAGCAGAGGAAGAAAAGCCGGAUAUGGACUGGGGCUCUCACAACGCCGCCGCCGCCAACACUGGUGCCGUCGCUGUCAAUAACAAAAGAGCACAGGGCAACAAGGUUUGUAACAAGAAGGGAUCCACGCAUGGCAAGCGCUCCGUAGACCUUGACGGCAGCAACAACAAGGGAAGCAGCCACGGCAAAAAGAAAGCAGAGGACAGCAAACGAAGGUCCGGAGGAUCUGGACGAGGGCAACGCAAGAGCGCGAGCAGCGACGAGGAGGAAUCCAAAUCGGAACAGCAACAACAAGGAGAAGAACUGGUCCCAAAGACACCCAGUGGGAGAAUGAGGCGCGGCAAGGUGCCGCAUCCAUCAACCCGUGCCAACAAAAAGGCAGGAAGCCGGAGUAACAGUCCCCGGCUCUCCAUGAAAUCACCCAAAAAGGCCAUCAUCAAGCCGGAAGAAAACAAACCCCUCGGAAGCGAUUGGUUUGGUGAGCUCAAGGAUAUGAGCGUUGCCGACCAUUUCGGACCGGAGGAAGAGUACUCGUCGGAAGAAGACGAGGAUGAGGAGCAGGAUGAAGAAGAGCACUUUGAAGUCGGGAUCGACGAGGAGCUGAGUCAGAGUGAAGAAGAAGAGGAAAGCGAGAGUGACAGCGAUGAAGAAGAAGACCCAGAAAAGCUUCUGGCGGCUGCACAGGAAGACGACAAUGAUGAUGAGAAGCCAAAACGCCCGCGACAGAGGCGACCAAAACAACCCACUCAAGGGCGACGAAUGCGCCGUGUCAAGUCGUCGGACGACCUUGAGGGCCGACGCCGACAGCAGCAUCCCGUUCGACGCACUGCCAGUCGCGGAGAUGGCGGUGGACCCGUGCGAAAACCACACAAUCCCCGUGGACCCAAGAGAAGCCAAACCUUUGACGAAGGACGACGUCGCCGCCCGCAGGGCAUGGCUCCACCACCCAUGACGUCGAGAUCGCAACGACGCAAACCACGCGCCAAAUCUGUCGUUAAUGCGCUUUUGGACGAAGCAGAAGGUGAGCGUAGUAGACGACCUCAGCGCUUGAUCAGCCCAUUCGAGACGGAGGAUCCUAUCAUUGAUGAGCCACCUCCAACACCCAGGCGGGGAGGACGCCGUGCAUCCAACAUGAUCCCCACACAGCAAGAUCUUGGUUAUGACGAACCACCGCCAACACCCAGCAGACGAGGGCGCCGUACAGUGCCCACGGCACAAGAUCUUGGUUAUGACGAACCUCCGCCCACACCCAGCAGACGAGGGCGCCGUACAGUGCCCACGGCACAAGAUCUUGGUUAUGACGAACCACCGCCAACACCCAGCAGACGAGGGCGCCGUACAGUUCCCACACAGCAAGAUCUUGGUUAUGACGAACCACCGCCAACUCCCAGCCGACGAGGGCGCCGUAGUCCAGCAACGAUUCCUACGGCACAAGAUCUUGGUUACGGUGCGAACGAUGCCGCCGUCCCGCAAACACCACGCCGUCGAGGACGUCGAGCCAGCUUGGGAUCGGCAAACACGGUUCCACGUCCUCCAGCAUUGGACGACAACUCCAUCGGGGCUCAAAGUGAAAUGGGAGUACGUGCUCGUAUGAGCCGUCGUGGAGUGGGCGGAUCAGUCAGACAUUUGCAGGUACACGACGAUGACGAAGAGGAACUUCAGGAAGAUUUGCUGAGCGUCAGCUUGAGGAAAUCAAGAUCACAACGUCGUCUUUCUGUAGCGGCUAAUGUUGUUGUCGACGAAGCAGAUGGCUCUGAUGAUGAUGAUGCAGAGGACGCGAAUGAAAACGAUCACACGACCAUGAGUAACCGCACCGAGAGACUUCGUAGACGUGGGUCUCAACGAGGCAUGGCGAUGGAACCCAUGACACCUCGCCGACGCCAAAGGUCCAGCUCGGUGCGAUCUUUGAAUAGACUGAACCACGACAACCUUGACAACGGCGAAACAGAUAGCCAUGACAAUGCAGUGGACGCGAGCGAAAAUGAUCACAUGGCCAUGAGUAACCGCAGCGAGAGACUUCGUAGACGUGGGUCUCAACGAGGCCUGUCGGUGGAACCCAUGACGCCUCGCAGACGCCAACAGAGAUCAGCCUCGGUGCGAUCUUUGAAUAGACUGGGCUAUGACAACCUUGACGAUGAAGAAGAGGAUCCCAAAAAGGCAAGGGGAGGGCUUCCAACUCUGGGUGCCCACUUUGCAUCGGAAAAUUCCGUAUCCGAUGGUCGCGGUAGACGCCAAACUAGGGACGAUGGUUCGGUCGGAGCGAGAAGCGCUGGAAGUUUGGGAUGCGGAACUGCUCGAUCCCGCAACCGCAGUUCAUCUCGAAGUGGGCGCUACGGGUACAACGCAGGUCAGGAGCGUCUCUGUCUUUCUGCUGUCCCUUCCACGCCGAAGAAAUCUGUCGGUUUGGCAGCGAUGCUGUACUGCAAACCGUUGGAUUUAGGAGGAGGAAAGGACGACGAUGACGAGCAAGAUAUUGAUAUCUUUGAUGUCAGCGAUACACAAAACCCUGCCGAAAGCGACGACGACGAUGAUGCAAGUGUGGGUUCGGACGACAAUCCUGCCGUAGCCGACAAGACCAAAAACAAGAAAGACUACUGGAAGGCCAAGCUUGCCGGGAAAGCAUAAAAUUUUAACAACAUAAAAUAUCAUCAGUUAGAAUUUACAUUUAC
Molecule: messenger RNA, 3430 nt
Organism: Seminavis robusta
Lineage: Eukaryota; Bacillariophyta; Bacillariophyceae; Naviculales; Naviculaceae
Source: the annotation of a GenBank genome assembly